Microdochium trichocladiopsis is the source of this 1878-nucleotide messenger RNA. RefSeq lists its product as uncharacterized. The transcript has a single exon. The record is from RefSeq and is a predicted model, not a curated record. NCBI's taxonomy places the organism in Eukaryota, Fungi, Ascomycota, Sordariomycetes, Xylariales, Microdochiaceae. The coding region runs from base 390 to 1730 and encodes 446 amino acids.
CGACCGCCCUGUGUUACCAGCUCUCGUGGCUCAACAACGGCCCUCGGCGGCAGCACGCCUGGGCCAAGGCUUUCGGCCACAGUCCGCAGGAUGGAUCCCGAUUACGCGGCAGACACUGCAACCUGGUGCGCCUCAGCAGCUGCUGAGGUGUUGCGUAUGCAGCACAAAGUUCACGACCUGCAGGGCGACGGCGAUGGCUAGAACAUCAGCUUCGCCUGGCAUAUUCGGACGAAGCCGGCCAGGCUGGCACAUGAAUGAAAUCCUCUAUCUGCCAUGGGUUUAUAAAUACUUCGUAUCGGACAACGGUCGUCAGAUGCCUCUUGGACAACACCGCAAUCUGAUCCGCCUUCUCCUCAAGUUUCAGAGCAGGUACCAACCAUCACUCCAACAUGAAGCUCGCCACAAUCACCGCUCUAGUCGCCAGUCUUGGCCUCGCAAGCGCCGCCCCGGGUUUGGCUCCUGCCAAGGCUGUUGGCGUCUUGCACAUGUUGUCCAAGAAGUGGAACUACGACGUCUGCAACAACAACUGCGCUCUUUCGGGUGUCGCCAUGCCUGACGUCAACACAUUCCAGCUCCCUCUUGAGAACAACUACUCUCAGCAGUGCCCCCCAAUCUCCAUCUCGCUGCCCGAUCGCAGCACCGUCACUUCCCAGGUCUGCCUGGACUUUGUCGGCACGAACCUCUAUUUCAACUUUUCGUCCUUCCCUGGCUACACGACCAAGGCCGCGUCCGUGGCUUGGGGGCUGAAGGGCAAUGUGGACGACCCCUCCAGCUGGAGCAGCGGCCCUCCGUCGACCAACCUCCCGUGCACUCAGGGGGCUUCCGGCUUUGUCUGCGUGUUGCCCUUCGCAUCCAUCUUGGGCCUCACUGGCAGCGUCGCCACUACCGAUCUGUUGGCUGGAAUGUGCCCCAAUGGCGCCCGCGAGGCCCUCGACCUCUUCCUGUCUUUCUCCGGAUCAGCCCAGGCCACUGGUUCCUCUACCACAGUGGACUUCAACAGCCUGCCUCCUUGCACAACUCGCGACGCAAGCGGGACAUGCACAGCCUCCUCGACUACCCAGAACUACUUUGAAAUGAGCUACCGCUGCUCCAGUUGCGAGGCCGCCCCUUGCGCAUCAAGCUCCUCGUCCUCCACCUCCACUUCCACCACCUCCUCCACCUCUACCUCCGUCUCCACCACUACCUCCACCUCGACUUCGUCCACGGCAUCGUCCUCCCCGUCCCCCAAGCCAUGCGGCUUUGGCACGGCCUUUGGCUACCAGAACCCCUACGGCAACUGCAAGAAGUCCUACACCCUCAACACCCAGAGCGGCCAGGGCUGCAACCGGUGGGGCUGGUACGAGACCCCCAGCUCGCAGGACCUGCGCAGCGGCAUCGGCGGCCCUCUGUACGUCGGCGCGGGCGGCAACGACAUCUCCAAGGCCAUCGAUGUGGGCACCUGGUCGGCAAAGCUCAACAGCCAGGGCCGCGUCGUCGUCACCUACGCCCUCGACGCCGGAUAUUCGCUGUCCGAGGCCCACGUGGACGUCGAGUGCCUGCCCAUCGACAAGUGCGCCCCCGGCCAGUACACGUACAACUCGGGCGCCAUUGCCAACCUGCGCACGUGGACCACCAGCCCGAUCCCGUACCCUCCGUCUUGCUCGGGCAACAACAAGGUCGCGCUGAUUGUUCACGCCGCGGUCAACAAGCUGACAAGCGCCAACACUUGCCCAGCCCCAAAGUGCACUUAAGAACAAACAGCUGAGUGCUGGGCAUGGUGGAGCACGGGGGUCAAGAGGCUUGGAAGUUAGGGGAGGGCUAGAGAGAGCUGAAUUGAAAGGAGGACGUUGUGUAAAGAUAAUUUUUUCGAAAGUUUUAUAAAAUUCCAGAUGUCAAGUA